Messenger RNA from Moneuplotes crassus, 367 nucleotides. Lineage: Eukaryota; Ciliophora; Spirotrichea; Euplotida; Euplotidae. The record is from the annotation of a GenBank genome assembly.
UCAUUUAUUUAUAAAAUUAAGCAUGACGUUUUUAACAAAGAGAUAACACAAAUGGUUCGGAAUCCUCUUCUUUAUAUAGGGCAUUGGAGCACUCGUCAUUGCUCUGAUGUGCCCAUUCUUAAUUAAAGUUGGUGUAAAGAACCAUUUUAACGAGGGAACCCAAAUUUCAGAAGCAGGGUUAGGUGAAGACAUGACAGAAGAGGAAAGGGAUAAUUACUUACAUAAAGCUAAUAUCCUUGGAUUCACUGCUCUUUGUGUAAGAGGAUUACUUUGAAUCCUUAGCGCAGCCAAUCUUAUUUCUUGGAAAAUUAAGUCAGGAAAUGAAUCAAACGAGCAAAGAGAUGAGCUUGAAGCAUAAGUUUAGAUA